Molecule: messenger RNA, 951 nt
Organism: Diachasma alloeum
Lineage: Eukaryota; Metazoa; Arthropoda; Insecta; Hymenoptera; Braconidae
Exons: 1
Coding region: 1-951 (316 amino acids)
Source: RefSeq, a predicted model, not a curated record
AUGGUAGAGGGAGUGAGGUGGAGAUACAUCAGCGGUAAGGAGAAUCCUGCUGAUUGUGCGUCUCGGGGGAUCACUGUGGCUCAACUCAGUGCUCAUAAAUUGUGGUGGACGGCUCCAAAGUGGCUGCAGGUAGACUCCUCUCAGUGGCCAAAAGAGAAUGCCAAACUGGUUCCGGCAGCGAAUCUGGAAGAGAAGCCCGGAUCCAUGUUUACCAUCUCAAUGGGGUCAACUCUCUGGGAGCUCAUCACCAAGCACUCCUUUCUCUACAAACUGUUGCGAAUAAUAGCAAUUUGCCUGCGUGUUGUUGCUCGAAUGAGGAGGAUGCCCAGUGAAUCUCCGGUGGAUCCGCUCAGUCCUGAUGGUAUCAAGGCAGCUCGGCUGUAUUGGGUCAAAGCCACACAGACUUCUUAUCUACAGUCAGAGUGCAGCAUCAUCUCUCGUGGUCAGCAACUUGGACGAUCGCAUCCGCUGACCAAACUGACUGCAUUCAUCGACCGUCAGGGUAUUCUCCGAGUGGGAACGAGAUUGAAGUUCUCUAACCUGCACCCAGAGAGUAAGCAUCAGGCGAUUACCCCUAAAGAGUCCAAGUUGGCAGAACUUUUCAUUAGGGACGCCCAUCAGCGAACGUUGCAUGGUGGAACUCAACUCACGUUGACGCAUCUCAGAAGGUCUUACUGGAUUAUUGGAGGAAGAGCGCCGGUAAGGUCCUGCAUCCUCAAGUGUGUGGAGUGCGUGCGUCAACGUGGGGUACGUGCUCAGCAACUGAUGGGACAGCUUCCAACUUCGCGUCUUUCUCCAGCACGUGCGUUCUCUAACACUGGUGUUGAUUAUGCUGGACCAGUGUUGAUCAAGACGUGGAAGGGGCGUGGUCAUAAAACCCAGAAGGGUUGGUUAGUGAUCUUCGUUUGCAUGGCCACGUCGGCACUCCAUCUGGAAGCUGUCACCGACUAA